AUGUCACACCACAGCCAGCCCGUGUCUGUGAAGAACGUGGAAUCCACGGCGGAAGAAACUACUAUGGACUUCGAUUUUACGGCGGAUCUUCUACGAAAUCCAUGUGGAUUGCAAACCCACAAAUCUUCGACUGCUGGAAGCGAGUUUAUCUUUGACGAUGACAUCCUUGAUGGUGAAGAGAAUGAUAUGAGCGGUGUGACUGAGAUUGAUGACUUGACAGAGGUUCCCUCAAUCUCUGAUGCAAAAGAAUCUUCUGAAAUCAUUGAAAGUCGGGCAUUCACCCAUUGUUCGGCGCCUAACGAGGAACGAAGUCGUGAUGUUUUUGGUCGUUGUAUUCCCAAGUACAGGACGGCUUGGCGGAUUGUUCCCGACCAACCAUGUCUUAAUUAUAAUGUGCUUACAGCAGAAGUCAUUCCGUCGUCUGAUGUCAAGAGUGAUACCGUAGAACUUCCGGCAGAACUUGUGCUUUCGUUGGAGGAAAUGCAUUGUCGGGAACUUCAGGGAAGCCAAGAAAUUUUCAAGAAGUUAUUCUCCGGAAAGCCAAAGAAGUAUUUUCUUGGAGAUACUUUAGAGGUUGCGUCAGAUGUCUGGACACUUUUUUGGGAUCCUCACCGAAUCGAUGAUCUUACUACGUUCACUGUUCAGUCUACGAUCUGUGCUGCAUUAAAUUCUCGUCGCCGCCUUGCUUUUAUCAUAGGGAUUGGACCAAACAAGCAAGUUGUCGGUUGCGAACUAUCGCAGAAACAACGUGAAACUAUGCAUGAGGUUUUUGAAUUUUGUACCACCACUGAGUUCGUCCCACCUUUGGAUCGUGACCUUGUUAGACUCCGCUUCUUUCCUGUCUGCGAUAGCUCCGGUUGUGAAAUUCCUUCUCGAUUUAUUGCUGAAGUUUCCAUAAAUGACAAAGUUACAACGCUCUAUCAAUUGUCCUCUGGUCGAAUAUAUUAUGCGGAUGGUAGUGUAGUGGUGCGGACAAGGACCUUUAGCGAUGCAUGUCGGAUGCUUUUUUUGCGCCGCAAAGCUGAGCUUAACGAAGCUUUGAAAGAACCUUUGCGUCGCUUAAAGCGAACGCCAUGCCUUCGAGUAUAUGACGAGCUGUCAGACAGUUCCAAUCUUUCUUCGGUGGUCUAUGUACUUCUUUUAAGUCUUCCAGGGGUCGGAGGAGUACAACUUGAAGGCUCCCAAAUCGUGGAAACUUCGUCAUACGUAUACCUCGGACGUUCUAUAAACAUGGAAAACUACUUGAAGGAAGAGCUGAAUAGAAGAAUGAGAGCAGCAUGGGCUGCAUUCGCAGCCGUCAGGGAAGCUACGGACCAACUGACGGACCAAGAUCUUCGUGCCCAUCUGUUCGAAUCGUCAGUUCUUCCAGCCCUCUGUUACGCAGCGGAGACGUAA
Molecule: messenger RNA, 1395 nt
Organism: Necator americanus (New World hookworm)
Lineage: Eukaryota; Metazoa; Nematoda; Chromadorea; Rhabditida; Ancylostomatidae
Exons: 13
Coding region: 1-1395 (464 amino acids)
Source: RefSeq, a predicted model, not a curated record